AUGUGUGUCCAGGUGCACCUCCUGAGGGACCAGCUGAGUGCAGAGGCCACAGCGAGGAUCGAAGCCCAGGCCAGAGUGCACCAGCUGCUGCUGCAGAACAGAGACUUGCUCCAGCAUAUCUCUGCCCUGGUGCAGCAGAUCCAGGAGCUGGAGAGGAGCAACGCACACCCCCACAACAUGGGGUCCCAGGACAGUCUGCUGGAGAUCACCUUCCGCUCCACCAUCCCCCCCGUCCUCUGCGACCCGUCCACCCCCAAACCGGAGGUGACCACGCCCCCCCUGAGCCUGAGCCACGCCUUCUCCUCGUCCUCCUCUUCCAACGGGACAGCGGCCAGUCCGUUAGGUAGGCCCACCACACUCAAACUGCCUCCGUACCACAGAGACACUCAAGAGGCCCAGACGCUGAGCUGGGCGAACUUUGGCCACUUCCGGGAGUCUGGAAUCGCGUCUGAAUAUGAGUCGGACUCUGAGAACAGCGAGGACGAAGACGAGGAGGAGUUUUUGGGGUGGGAAGGGAGUGCAGUCUACCAGGUGGGAAGGGGGUGCAGUCUACCAGGUGGGAAGGGAGUGCAGUCUACCAGGUGGGAAGGGGUGCAGUCUACCAGGUGGGAAGGGGGUGCAGUCUACCAGGUGGGAAGGGAGUGCAGUCUACCAGGUGGGAAGGGGUGCAGUCUACCAGGUGGGAAGGGGGUGCAGUCUACCAGGUGGGAAGGGAGUGCAGUCUACCAGGUGGGAAGGGGGUGCAGUCUACCAGGUGGGAAGGGGGUGCAGUCUACCAGGUGGGAAGGGGGUGCAGUCUACCAGGUGGGAAGGGAGUGCAGUCUACCAGGUGGGAAGGGGUGCAGUCUACCAGGUGGGAAGGGGGUGCAGUCUACCAGGUGGGAAGGGAGUGCAGUCUACCAGGUGGGAAGGGGGUGCAGUCUACCAGGUGGGAAGGGGGUGCAGUCUACCAGGUGGGAAGGGAGUGCAGUCUACCAGGUGGGAAGGGAGUGCAGUCUACCAGGUGGGAAGGGGUGCAGUCUACCAGGUGGGAAGGGAGUGCAGUCUACCAGGUGGGAAGGGGGUGCAGUCUACCAGGUGGGAAGGGAGUGCAGUCUACCAGGUGGGAAGGGGUGCAGUCUACCAGGUGGGAAGGGGGUGCAGUCUACCAGGUGGGAAGGGAGUGCAGUCUACCAGGUGGGAAGGGGUGCAGUCUACCAGGUGGGAAGGGGGUGCAGUCUACCAGGUGGGAAGGGAGUGCAGUCUACCAGGUGGGAAGGGGGUGCAGUCUACCAGGUGGGAAGGGAGUGCAGUCUACCAGGUGGGAAGGGGGUGCAGUCUACCAGGUGGGAAGGGAGUGCAGUCUACCAGGUGGGAAGGGAGUGCAGUCUACCAGGUGGGAAGGGAGUGCAGUCUACCAGCUGGGAAGGGGGUGCAGUCUACCAGGUGGGAAGGGGGUGCAGUCUACCAGGUGGGAAGGGAGUGCAGUCUACCAGGUGGGAAGGGGGUGCAGUCUACCAGGUGGGAAGGGGGUGCAGUCUACCAGGUGGGAAGGGGGUGCAGUCUACCAGGUGGGAAGGGGGUGCAGUCUACCAGGUGGGAAGGGGGUGCAGUCUACCAGGUGGGAAGGGGGUGCAGUCUACCAGGUGGGAAGGGGGUGCAGUCUACCAGGUGGGAAGGGGGUGCAGUCUACCAGGUGGGAAGGGAGUGCAGUCUACCAGGUGGGAAGGGGGUGCAGUCUACCAGGUGGGAAGGGAGUGCAGUCUACCAGGUGGGAAGGGGGUGCAGUCUACCAGGUGGGAAGGGAGUGCAGUCUACCAGGUGGGAAGGGGGUGCAGUCUACCAGGUGGGAAGGGGGUGCAGUCUACCAGGUGGGAAGGGAGUGCAGUCUACCAGGUGGGAAGGGGGUGCAGUCUACCAGGUGGGAAGGGGGUGCAGUCUACCAGGUGGGAAGGGGGUGCAGUCUACCAGGUGGGAAGGGGGUGCAGUCUACCAGGUGGGAAGGGGGUGCAGUCUACCAGGUGGGAAGGGGGUGCAGUCUACCAGGUGGGAAGGGGGUGCAGUCUACCAGGUGGGAAGGGGGUGCAGUCUACCAGGUGGGAAGGGGGUGCAGUCUACCAGGUGGGAAGGGGGUGCAGUCUACCAGGUGGGAAGGGGGUGCAGUCUACCAGUGUGGGCUGGGGAAGAGCGUAG
Molecule: messenger RNA, 2172 nt
Organism: Knipowitschia caucasica
Lineage: Eukaryota; Metazoa; Chordata; Actinopteri; Gobiiformes; Gobiidae
Source: the annotation of a GenBank genome assembly